GGGAAAUCUUGCCUGGAGGUGGUGGAAAGGCGAGAGGAGACGGUUCAAGGCUUCCUGCAGAGAAAGGUUUUCUUCUGCCGUCUGUGACAGCUUCUUGAUCUGUCCCCAGAACCUGUUUGGUGGUCUCUUCACACGGAUGCGCGAGACAUUUGGUGCCAAAGACCCGGGUCAGAGGGACUCCUUCGGGGGACCAGUUCCCUGUCUUCACCCUUGCUCUAUGAAGAGAUCCACCUAUGACGUCAGGUCCUCAAACCAACCAACCCAAGGAACAUCUCACCGAUUUCAAAUCGGGCCCCCACUGGAGGUCGGACUGUCCAACUCACAUCACCGCCACUCCUAAAGCCCCUGGAGCCCAAACCCAACCUUCCUCGGCUGACUCCUUCCCAGAUCUCCUCUGCUUAGCAGCUGAAGACUGCCUGAUCGCCUCGGAAGCUCCCUGGACCAUCACGGAUGCCGAGUUUCGGGUAACUCUUACAGUGGAGGGGCAGAUGUCCAUUGCAAUCACUGUGAUGCUGAUCAUACACAACUAUUGGUUCCUUUACAUCCCUUAUUUGACGUGGCUUUACUUUGACUGGCAUACCCCAGAGCAAGGCGGCAGGAGAUGCAGCUGGAUCAAAAAUUGGACUCUUUGGAAACACUUUAAGGACUAUUUUCCAAUUCAUCUCAUCAAAACUCAAGAUUUGGAUCCAAGUCACAACUAUAUAUUUGGGUUUCACCCCCAUGGAAUAUUGGCGGCUGGAGCCUUUGGGAAUUUUUCUACAAAUUAUUCCGACUUCAAGGAGCUGUUUCCUGGCUUUACUUCAUAUCUUCACGUGCUGCCACUUUGGUUCUGGUGUCCUGUCUUCCGAGAAUAUAUGAUGAGCAUUGGGCUAGUUUCAGUUUCCAAGAAAAGUGUGUCCUAUGUGGUAAGCAAGGAAGGAGGUGGAAACAUCUCUGUCAUUGUCCUUGGGGGUGCAAAAGAAUCACUGGAUGCCCAUCCUGGAAAGUUCACUCUGUUCAUCCGCCAGCGGAAAGGAUUUGUUAAAAUUGCUUUGACCCAUGGUGCCUCUCUGGUCCCAGUGUUUUCUUUUGGUGAAAAUGAACUGUUUAAACAAGUUGACAACCCCGAAGGCUCAUGGAUUAGAACUGUUCAAGAGAAACUACAGAAGAUCAUGGGGUUUGCUUUGCCCCUGUUUCAUGCCAGGGGAGUUUUUCAGUACAAUUUUGGCCUAAUGCCCUAUAGGAAAGCCAUCCACACUGUUGUUGGCCGCCCGAUCCCUGUUCAUCAGAUUCUGCACCCGACCGAGGAGCAGAUUGAGGAGUUACAUCAGACCUAUAUGGAGGAACUUACGAAAUUAUUUGAGGAGCACAAAGGAAAGUAUGGCAUUCCAGAGCAUGAGACUCUUGUUUUAAAAUGACUUGACUGUAAAUAAAUAAAUAAAUAAAAAUAAAUGACUUGACUAUAAUA
Molecule: messenger RNA, 1447 nt
Organism: Cercocebus atys (sooty mangabey)
Lineage: Eukaryota; Metazoa; Chordata; Mammalia; Primates; Cercopithecidae
Gene: MOGAT1
Product: monoacylglycerol O-acyltransferase 1
Exons: 9
Coding region: 234-1397 (387 amino acids)
Biological process (GO): triglyceride biosynthetic process; diacylglycerol biosynthetic process
Cellular component (GO): endoplasmic reticulum membrane
Molecular function (GO): diacylglycerol O-acyltransferase activity
Source: RefSeq, a predicted model, not a curated record